AUGCCGGAAAUGGUACGGAAAGCGCAUCACAAGUCGCGUCGGGGUUGCGUGUGCUGCAAGCGACGGCACGUAAAAUGCUCCGAAACACGGCCUCGAUGCGACCACUGUACGCGUCUGGAUAUCGAGUGCACCUGGCCAGAUGGAUCGGAUUCGAACGCAGCACCACCGCUUUCUCUUUCUCGCUGUCAAUCUCUGCCACAAUCUCCUGCUGCGGCGAUUCCGCCCUUCUCGGCGGCCUCGCCCGGCCCUUCGUUUUCAGCUGGCAUCGUGCGAAGCAAAGCACAGCCGGAGCUUUCCAUCAACGAACUCAAGCUGUUGCAUUUUUAUCUGUUCAAUACGUCUGCCUCGAUGGCCGCGCCAAACUUGCAGUAUUUGUGGCAGAAUGUGGUGGUUGAACUGGGCUUCCGRCAUCACUUUCUCCUUCGUGGCAUCCUCGCAGUGGCGGCCAUACACAAAGUGAGUGUCAUCGAUGCCGAGCGGGAAGAACUUCUCGUCCAAUCUGCGUCUCACCUGGAGAGCGGCCUUCGCUCCUUCCGGAAGUGUCUCGAAUCGCCGGUGCCGGCGACGAGCGUUCCCGUCUUUCUCAUGGCAGGGCUCAUGGCCGUUCACAGCCUUGGCACUGCCCAGAUACAUGCGCCCUUGGACCCGAUAGGCGAUAUUUGUACGUGGAUGCGGAUGGUGAGAGGUGUAAAGUCCACCAUUCAUGAGAACUGGGAACUACUGCUAUCUUCCGAGAUUGGAACCAUGCUACGAGAUCACCCGUGUGGCACGGCAGAUUCGACGAGCCUCGUUGAGACUGAUGAUCUGAGGUCUCUGGUGGAGCAGACAGCAGCGCCAGGGUCCACCGAACGCGGCAUCUAUCUGGAAUGCGUCGAUCAACUACGAGCAGUCUUCAUCACUGAUCGUCGUCUCGCUUCUGGCAACAAGAAGUCCUCUGCCUUGGCAAGUACCUGGGCCGCCACCGCUCACGAGGGCUAUUGCGAGCUGCUUGCCCAGCGACAGCCGCUCGCGCUCGUCAUCAUCGCCUUUUUCUCAACUCUAUUCAGUCAUUGCUCCAAUAUCUGGUGGUACCGGAACUGGGACACCUGGAUCUUGAACGCGGUCCGAUCAGAGCUGCCUAUUGAUUACGUGCCUUGGCUGGAAUGGCCGCGAACCCAGAUUGGUUCCAUGACAUCUACGCCAUCGGCUGUGAUGACCUGA
Ramularia collo-cygni is the source of this 1200-nucleotide messenger RNA. RefSeq lists its product as uncharacterized. Gene Ontology annotation, molecular function: DNA-binding transcription activator activity, RNA polymerase II-specific; zinc ion binding. NCBI's taxonomy places the organism in Eukaryota, Fungi, Ascomycota, Dothideomycetes, Mycosphaerellales, Mycosphaerellaceae. The coding region runs from base 1 to 1200 and encodes 399 amino acids. The transcript has 2 exons. The record is from RefSeq and is a predicted model, not a curated record. Gene Ontology annotation, biological process: regulation of transcription by RNA polymerase II.